AUGAAAGAGAACCCUGACUCCCAGAGGAAAAAGAAAUCACAGGAAAAGGAACUGACAGAAAGGGACAUGGGACCUGUGAAAACAAGGGAAAUUAAGAGAAGCCCUAGUGUCCUUGCUCAUACCACAAAUAUCCCUCGAGUUCAUUGGGGCAAGGUUAGAUACUAUGAUGGGCAGGGCCUACCUUCCUUUGGAAAGAUUCUACAAAAUACAGAACCUUACGCAGACACUUUCUAUCAGUCCCAAGGUGCCGAUACAUACCUGUCUGCAACUUAUGGGAAAAAUGGACAUACGUGGUUAAAUACCAUGAAACAGUACUGGAGGAGAACAAAGAAUGAAAGUUGUAUCUCUCGGAAAAAUCAAGUUCUAUCUCUAAGAAAAAUACUCAAAAAACCUAACUGUAAAUGGAAGAGGAUUAUCACUACAAAUACUUUACAAGGAAUAAAAGACAGAGAAGAACAUCAAACCUGGUACUUGAAAAUAUCGAAGUUGGCACUGGCUUUAGCGAUUAUUCACUCUAAACCUCUAGAAAAAAGCAGCAAAGAAUACACAGAACAUCUUGCCAAAAUUAUUUCUGGACAGGAUUUUAAUUGGAGAUCAAAAGUUGAAGCAUUAGAAGCUGAAGUCCUUAGGUUACGUCAGGAACUUCUUUUGAACAAGAUCUGUCCAAGAUUCUGCUUGGAAAACAGAAACCCAGAUGCCUUUACUGAAAUUUUGUUGGAUCAGGAACCUAUAAACUCUAUAAAUGACUCAAGCCAGCUAGAAGAUUCUGGAUGUGAUGUAUCUAGUGACUGUUUAUUUGAUACUAUAGACACAUCACAUAACUUGGGGCACUCUGAGCAUAACUGUAACACUUCAUUGUCUACAUUUAAUUCCGAAAUACUUCCCAUAUUGAAUACUCAUUGUACUAGCAAGGAAAAAACUUUGGCUUCUCACAUGCAGUUCUUGCAACAUCUCCUUGAACUAAGAAAACUGACAGAAGCAGGAGGUCAAACAGUCUUUACAAAGCUUGAAAGCGACUCCGGCACAAUAUCAAAUUCUGUCUCUCGAUUGCUUGAUGGUCUACUUACUUUUUACAAGAAUCCUAAAUUUCCUGUCUCAAAUUUUCUGACACAAGCAGUUUCUGUUUUGAUCAAUUUAAUAACUGAUACAGAUUUAUCUAAUCAUGUUCUGAAAAAGUGUUUUGAGAAGUUAGAAGAAUUUAACAGAAACCUAGUUCAGAUUAUUUUAAGCAACAGCAAUUUCAAUAGGUUUCAGGUGCAGUAUUCCAUAUCACACACCCUUGUUUUGCUGGGAAGGUGCAACCUGUUAAGAAAGUCUGUAAUAUCUCUGCUGUUAUCUGAAGUAAAUCAAUUUGCUGAUGAGUUGCAGCAAACCCACCAGAUUGAGGCCAAGUAUAAUGUUACCCAGUAUGAGAAUAUUUUUUCUCUCUGCAUGAUUUUGGAACAACUUCUUCAGAGUGAGACAGAAGGUAACAUUUCGAGCUUGGACUAUGAUGGAGAAGAAAAAAACAAAUUUCUGCAUAACCUUGAUCAAAUUAUUCUCCAUCUUGCAGAUGAUUUCCCAUUGUUUUCUGUAUAUAUAUGGAGAUUGGGUGCUCUUUUGAACUCAUCUCAAAUGCAAAUUGUUUAAAACAGCCAGGCUGCUUUCAAGCUCUAUAUUCAUUAUAGUUAUGGACAACUAGAGCAUAAAAAUGGUUACUAUUGAAAGACAUUUAUUUUUAAUGAUUAUACUAAACACCAGUAUCUAAGAUAAUGUGAUUGUUUUCCCAUUCUUCGUGUAGAAAAGAGUGAUAUCUUAAAUGUCACUGGUUGUUGUAACCGUAGAUAAAUAUUGGCUUUUACUACGUAAAAUAUUAUAUACUAUAUUAUCUACAUCAAUAGAAUUUGAACAACAAAGCCAUUUUAUGUGAUGUUUAGAAUAAGUAAGUAAAAUUAACUUUUAGAUUAAGUCCAAGAUUUUUUUUUGAAAUUGUUCCUCCAGUUAGCCUUGUGAAUCCAUAUUAGGCACAUACAUAAGUGGCAAUGACUUUUAAAAGUGCUGCUCAUUCAGCAUUUCGUAUAUGCUUCCAUGAUAAUCGGGCUAUAUUUAGACUCCAGUCCUCUCUCAAAAG
This is a messenger RNA of Pelodiscus sinensis (Chinese soft-shelled turtle), 2110 nucleotides long. The record is from RefSeq and is a predicted model, not a curated record. NCBI's taxonomy places the organism in Eukaryota, Metazoa, Chordata, Testudines, Trionychidae.